Molecule: messenger RNA, 185 nt
Organism: Entrophospora candida
Lineage: Eukaryota; Fungi; Glomeromycota; Glomeromycetes; Entrophosporales; Entrophosporaceae
Source: the annotation of a GenBank genome assembly
AUGGAUGUUUCUACUGUUCUUACACCACCUUCUUCACCCACUUGUGCUUUACAACAUUAUGAAUGUGCAGUUUGUAAGAUCUUAUACAAAACUAAAUUUGGUUUAACACAUCAUAAUACUACUGUACAAAAAUACAACUUGCAACAUGAAGGAUUGUGCAGAUUGCCUUCUGAAGUGAUAACUGA